This is a messenger RNA of Anopheles merus, 933 nucleotides long. RefSeq names its product putative nuclease HARBI1. NCBI's taxonomy places the organism in Eukaryota, Metazoa, Arthropoda, Insecta, Diptera, Culicidae. The transcript is spliced from 4 exons. The record is from RefSeq and is a predicted model, not a curated record. Bases 1 to 933 code for a protein of 310 amino acids.
AUGCGUGCGAUUCUGGAGGAAGAGCUUGACAAUACCGUUAUAAAUUUUAUGCGGCUAGUGAGAGAGGACUUUGCCUAUCUGUUGACGGUUAUAACACCCCGCAUCCGUAGGCAGGAUACUUACAUGCGAGAUGCUAUUACACCAAAAGACAAACUGAUCAUAACGCUAAGAUUUCUGGCUUCUGGGGAUAGCUACAAAAGCUUGGAAUACGCCUAUCGAGUAUCUGAACAAUCGAUAUCAUUGUUUAUCCCAGAAGUGUGCAACAGUUUGCUAAUUUAUCUUCGCAAAUAUGUAAAGCUUCCGUCAACACAGCAAGAAUGGCUUACGGUGUCGGAUGCAUUCAAUGCCAAAUGGAAGUUUCCCCAUGCUAUUGGUGCCAUCGAUGGAAAGCAUGUUGCCAUCAAAGCUCCUGCCAAAAGUGGAACGGAAUAUUAUAACUACAAACAGUUUUUUAGUAUUAUGUUAUUGGCAGUUGCGGAUGCUGACUGCAAUUUCAUGUUUGUUGACGUUGGGUGCAAGGGUCGCAUAUCAGACAGUGGAAUUUUAAGGACCUCUCGUCUUUAUGGUAUGCUGGAAAGAAAGGAGUUAAAUAUCCCAGAGGCGGAACCGUUAAAUCAAAAUUCUUCCAUCAGAGUCCCGUAUAUGCUCUUGGGAGACAAAGCAUUUGCGUUAACGGACUACUGUAUGCGACCUUUCGGUGGUGUUACAGAGAGUGGUUCAAUUGAACGUCUUUUUAACGAACGUCAUUCUCUGGCACGAAGGGUUGUUGAAAUGGCAUUUGGGAUACUCAGUGCAAGGUUUAGAGUUCUUCGGAAAACUAUGGAACUGAAUCCAGAAAUGGCCAGCUUGAUAACAAAUCCGGAUGACUCCGGACGACUCCAACUCCGCGCAGAACUAGUGAUUCGAAUUUUGUCGGAGUCGCUAUCGUACUAA